AUGAAGUACAUCCUCGUGUCCGGCGGUGUCAUCUCUGGCAUCGGCAAGGGCGUCAUCGCCUCGUCGACCGGCCUGCUCCUCAAGACGCUCGGCUUCAACGUGACGGCCAUCAAGAUCGACCCGUACAUGAACAUCGACGCCGGCACCAUGUCGCCCACCGAGCACGGUGAGGUCUUUGUCCUCGACGACGGCGGCGAGGCCGACCUCGACCUCGGCAACUACGAGCGCUACCUCAACGUCACGCUCGGCCGCGACAACAACAUCACGACGGGCAAGAUCUACCGCGAGGUCAUCGAGAAGGAGCGGAGGGGCGACUACCUCGGCAAGACGGUCCAGGUCAUCCCGCACGUCACCGACGCCAUCCAGGACUGGGUCGAGCGCGUCGCCCGUAUCCCGGUCGACGAGUCGGACCAGGAGCCCGACGUCUGCAUCAUCGAGCUCGGCGGCACCGUCGGCGACAUCGAGUCGGCGCCGUUCGUCGAGGCCAUGCGCCAGUUCCAGUUCCGCGUCGGCAAGGACAACUUUGCGCUCCUCCACGUCUCGCUCGUGCCGUCGAUCAACGGCGAGCUCAAGACCAAGCCGACCCAGGCGUCCAUCCGGGACCUGCGCGGCCUCGGACUCGUGCCCGACCUCAUUGCGUGCCGCUGCCCGCACGCCCUCCCGCCGCCCGUCACGUCCAAGAUCUCGAUGUUCUGCCACGUCGCCAACGAGCAGGUCCUCGCCGUGCACGACGUCUCGUCCCUGUACCACGUCCCGCUCCUCCUCAAGAACCAGGGCCUCGUCGGCUUCCUCCAGAACCGCCUCCGCCUCGACCAGACUGCGCCGAGCGAGAGCCGCCAGGCGCGCGGCAGCAAGCUCUUGACCAUGUGGAAGGAGUUGACCAUCUCGUACGACCGCCUGUUCGACACGGUCUCGAUCUGCCUCGUCGGCAAGUACACGUCGCUCCAGGACUCGUACACGUCGGUCGUCAAGUCGCUCGAGCACGCGUCGAUGCAGUGCGGCCGCAAGCUCCAGAUCACGUGGGUCGAGGCGUCCGACCUCGAGCCCGAGGCGCAGCACGAGCGCCCGCAAGAGUUCCACGCCGCGUGGCAGGCUGUCUGCACCGCCAACGGUAUCCUCGUCCCCGGCGGGUUCGGCCUGCGCGGCACCGAGGGCAUGAUCGCGGCGGCCAAGUGGGCGCGCGAGAAGAACAUUCCGUACCUCGGCAUCUGCCUCGGGUUCCAGGUCGCCACGAUCGAGUUUGCGCGCAACGUCCUCGGCCUCAAGGACGCCCACUCUGCCGAGCUCGUCGACACGACGCCGGACCCCGUCAUCAUCUUCAUGCCCGAGAUCUCCAAGACGCACCUCGGCGGCACGAUGCGCCUCGGCUUGCGGCCGACCGUGUUCCAGCGCGACACCGAGUGGAGCAAGGUGCGCCAGCUGUACGGCAACGGCGAGGUCAUCUGGGAGCGCCACCGCCACCGCUACGAGGUCAACCCGGCGUACGUCGACCGCAUCGAGGCCAAGGGGUUCAAGUUCACCGGGCGCGACGAGCGCGGCGAGCGCAUGCAGGUCGCCGAGAUCAAGGACCACAAGUACUUUGUCGGCCUCCAGGCGCACCCCGAGUUCUGCACGCGCCCGCUCAACCCGUCGCCGGCCUUCCUCGGCUUCAUCGCCGCGUCGUGCGGCGUCCUCGACGAGCAGAUCCAGCGCCAGGCCAGCUACGAGCCUCCUGUGCGUCCCGCGUCCCUCCGUCCAGCUCGGACUCCUGGGUGA
Rhodotorula graminis WP1 is the source of this 1755-nucleotide messenger RNA. RefSeq lists its product as uncharacterized. The transcript is spliced from 10 exons. Gene Ontology annotation, cellular component: cytoplasm; cytoophidium. The record is from RefSeq and is a predicted model, not a curated record. Lineage: Eukaryota; Fungi; Basidiomycota; Microbotryomycetes; Sporidiobolales; Sporidiobolaceae. Gene Ontology annotation, molecular function: CTP synthase activity; identical protein binding. Gene Ontology annotation, biological process: pyrimidine nucleobase biosynthetic process; CTP biosynthetic process. The coding region runs from base 1 to 1755 and encodes 584 amino acids.